AUUGAAACAAUCUCUUUUGAUAAUCAAGUUGAACAAGAUUUUUAUAAUCAAGAAGAAUUUAAUGAACAAGAUAUUUUAAAUAAUUCUAUUUUAGAUGAAUCUAUUUUAGAAGAAUCAAUUUCAGAUAAACCUAUUUUAAGUAAUAAACAAAUAGAUAAGUUUAAAAAAAUUUAUUCAAAAGAUAAAAUUAAAGAUAUUGAAAAUAAUGAUUUAAUCCAAAAUAUUACAAAAAAUUUAGAUAAAAAAAAUAAAGAAGCUCAAUAUAAAAAAUUACAACUAAAAUAUGUU
Racocetra fulgida is the source of this 288-nucleotide messenger RNA. NCBI's taxonomy places the organism in Eukaryota, Fungi, Glomeromycota, Glomeromycetes, Diversisporales, Gigasporaceae. The record is from the annotation of a GenBank genome assembly.